Molecule: messenger RNA, 1698 nt
Organism: Marmota flaviventris (yellow-bellied marmot)
Lineage: Eukaryota; Metazoa; Chordata; Mammalia; Rodentia; Sciuridae
Gene: Cbs
Product: cystathionine beta-synthase
Cellular component (GO): cytoplasm
Molecular function (GO): cystathionine beta-synthase activity
Source: RefSeq, a predicted model, not a curated record
AUGCCUUCGGAGACACCCCAGGUGAAAGAGGGGUCUGCAGGGUGCCCCCACCACCUGGGGAAUGGGAGCCCAGAGAGGGGGCCUCCAGGGGACAAGGAGGCCAAGGAACAUCUGUGGACCCGGCCUGACAUCCCCAGCAGGUGCACCUGGCAGCUGGGCAGGCCCACCACGGACUCCCCGCACCACCACGCCUCUCACCUGGAGGCUCUGACAAAUUCUCCAAAAAUCUUGCCAGAUAUUCUGAGGAAAAUUGGGAACACCCCGAUGGUCAGGAUCAACAAGAUCGGGAAGAGCGCUGGCCUCAAAUGCGAGCUCUUGGCCAAGUGUGAGUUCUUCAACGCGGGCGGGAGUGUGAAGGACCGCAUCAGCCUGCGCAUGAUUGAGGACGCCGAGCGCGAUGGGACCCUGAAACCCGGGGACACGAUCAUUGAGCCGACAUCUGGGAACACAGGGAUCGGGCUGGCGCUGGCUGCGGCCGUGAAGGGCUAUCGCUGCAUCAUCGUGAUGCCCGAGAAGAUGAGCAUGGAGAAGGUGGAUGUCCUGCGGGCCCUGGGGGCGGAGAUCGUGAGGACGCCCACCAACGCCAGGUUCGACUCCCCCGAGUCCCAUGUGGGCGUGGCAUGGCGGCUGAAGAACGAGAUCCCCAAUUCCCACAUCCUGGACCAGUACCGCAAUGCCAGCAACCCCCUGGCCCACUACGACGCCACCGCGGAGGAGAUCCUGCAGCAGUGUGAUGGGAAGCUGGACAUGCUGGUGGCUACUGUGGGCACGGGGGGCACGAUCACAGGCAUCGCCAGGAAGCUGAAGGAGAAGUGUCCUGGGUGCAGAAUCAUCGGGGUAGACCCGGAAGGGUCCAUCCUUGCGGAGCCCGAAGAGCUGAACCAGACAGACCAGACCUUCUACGAGGUGGAAGGGAUUGGCUACGACUUCAUCCCCACGGUGCUGGACAGGGCGGUGGUGGACAAGUGGUUCAAGAGCAACGACGAGGAGUCCUUCGCCUUUGCGCGCAUGCUGAUUGCACAGGAAGGACUGCUGUGUGGUGGCAGCUCCGGCAGCGCCAUGGCUGUGGCUGUGAAGGCGGCCCAGGAUCUGCAGGAGGGUCAGCGCUGUGUGGUCAUCCUGCCCGACUCUGUGCGGAACUACAUGUCCAAGUUCCUGAGUGACAAGUGGAUGCUGCAGAAGGGCUUUUUGAAGGAGGAGGACCUCUUGGUGAAGAGGCCGUGGUGGUGGCACCUGCGAGUUCAGGAGCUGAGCCUGUCGGCCCCGCUGACUGUGCUGCCCACCGUCACCUGUGAGCACACCAUCACCAUCCUCCGCGAGAAGGGCUUCGACCAGGCGCCUGUGGUUGAGGAGUCGGGGGCCAUCCUGGGGAUGGUGACUCUUGGGAACAUGCUGUCGUCCCUGCUUGCUGGGAAGGUGCAGCCGUCAGACCAAGUCUGCAAAGUCCUCUACAAGCAGUUCAAACCGAUCCGCCUGACGGACACGCUGGGCACCCUCUCGCACGUCCUGGAGAUUGACCACUUUGCCCUGGUGGUCCAUGAGCAGAUCCAGUCACGGGACCAGGCCUGGUCAGGAGUGGUGGGGGGGCCUGCAGACCACAGCAAUGGCAAGUCCAGCGAGCGGCAGAUGGUGUUUGGGGUUGUCACGGCCAUUGACCUGUUGAACUUCGUGGCAGCUCGCGAGGAGGAUGGGAAAUGA